GCUGCGAGGAGUCGCCGGCGGUCGGGCCGCGUGGGCUCUCACGAGGCAGUUCACGGCUUCCGGCCGCAUAGGCCCGCUCAAGAUGUCAUACAUGCUCCCUCAUCUGCACAAUGGCUGGCAGGUAGACCAGGCCAUCCUGUCGGAGGAGGACCGCGUGGUCGUCAUUCGUUUCGGACACGACUGGGACCCCACUUGCAUGAAGAUGGACGAGGUUCUGUACAGCAUCGCCGAAAAGAAAUGGAAGAUAGUGGGAGAUCUUUCUCAUCUAAUGUGAAG
Molecule: messenger RNA, 276 nt
Organism: Chionomys nivalis (European snow vole)
Lineage: Eukaryota; Metazoa; Chordata; Mammalia; Rodentia; Cricetidae
Product: thioredoxin-like protein 4A
Exons: 1
Coding region: 83-274 (63 amino acids)
Biological process (GO): mRNA splicing, via spliceosome
Cellular component (GO): spliceosomal complex; U5 snRNP; U4/U6 x U5 tri-snRNP complex
Source: RefSeq, a predicted model, not a curated record